UCUCCGCAUUCCAGACGCGCCACAAUUUCUUUUUUCGAGGAAUGUAGGUUUGGUUCAGUGAGGCAGAAGAAGGUCUGAGAGGAAGGCAGUCAGCAUAGAACUCACAACCUGCGUUCCAAACCUGAACUACUCGGCACCAUCGCCACAGUCAUAAAAGCAAGGAAUCAGAAGACAAAACCAUGUGCAACAACAAGGGCAAAGCCAACACAGGCAACGAAGAAGUUGGGGGGGUGGUUUACACGGAAGGUGUUGUUGGGAAGAACUGUGACAAUCGUCGAAUGUUUGUGCGAUUUGUUGUUAUUGGUGUUGUUGGUGUGAUUAUCCUUGUGGCGAUUGCAUUGGCAGUGACGCUGCUACAACUGAGGUCUGGCGGAGAUAAAGAAUCGUCAUCGGCCCCGCUGAAAUCCGAAAGUAUCUUGCCCGACAUUCCAACUACGCCCAACACCGCUGCUCCUGAUGGAAUCAACGUCGAUCGUCCCGGGAACGAUGUGGAUCAGCCAUCAUUGAACAGUGUGGAUCAGCCAACAGUUGAUCCCGAAAAUAUCCUGCCUGACAUUCCAACGAUGCCCAACAUCGACUACCUUUUCAAAGGAUACGAUGUGAUGCUGGGAAAUCCAUUGGGACAAACAGAUGGAGGAUUCCAGCUUCCUAUCUUUGAUGCGACGUACCGUAGCGUGCAGAAAACUGAUGAUCUGCGCUACUUGAUCCCUGACAAGGUUUCAACAAUACCAUCUUGUGAAGCUUGUGACAUGGUGUUCACGUCAACGGUGAUUGAAAGCUCGGAAGAGUACAUUGAUAGCUUGAUGGCAAAAGUCGACGUGGCUGCAAGCGGAAGAUACGCUGGAUUCAAGGGUUCCUUUUCGGCAUCCGUUGGGUAUGAAUUGGCAUCCGAGCGCAUCAAUGAACUUCAACAGAUUUCAACACAAUCGGAAGCUUCUUGUUGUGCCUACAUCGCCGAAGUGCAGACAUUUGAUCCUCCAGCCUUCCACGAAAACUUUCUUGCUGCGUUGGAUACCCUGACGGACGAGUAUGAUCAGAAUAUCUACUGGAACUUUGUGUACGAGUUUGGAACCCAUUACGUCAAGCAGGUAACCAUGGGAGCGUUGUUUGGGGAAGAGUCGUUCUUGACUUGGGAAAACCGAAGAACAUUGGAGAGCGACGGAAUCAGUCUAGAGGUUGGAGCAGCGGCAUCAGGAUGGGGAAUAGCGGUUUCCGUCGAUGCCGAAUACGAUCAGAGGAAACAAGAGCGCACCUCUUUUCAAUCCAACACCCAAUCGCGCAAAACCUAUACAAGGGGGUCUCUCCCCCCUACAGAUGGUGACACGGCGACGUGGGCUGCAGCCACCAGGGACAAUCCUGCUCCUAUAAACAUUGAGCUAGCAAGAAUCGACUUUUUGUCCCACCUUCCAGUGACUGACGAUGUCAAGGCCAACCUGGGGAAGUUUCUUGAUGAGUACUGCACGAUUGGCACUUGUGAUCCACCCCCCAGACCUCAGAUUCCCAACGCACCAACACCAGCUCCGGUGGUUCCGACACCAGCACCCACUUCGGUUCUGUCAAGCAACAGAUUCUGUAGGUUUCAGUCCCAGCCAAUCAAUCCGUAUGAGAUUGAAUACAGCAAAGAGUGGACGUGCGACAAUGUCAAAUUCGCCGGACCGGUUGGUUUUAGGUGGCAUGUAAACGAAGACAACAGUGAUGAGUAUCGAGUGGAGGUGAACGAAGUGGGUUACAAAAGCAGUGAAAGAUGGGCAACAUAUUCCCACAGCGAGUUGCUGACAGGGAGCGUUCAAACCAGAUACACUAUCAAGCUCUCGUGUAUGAAUGAAAGCCAAUGGUGCUACAUCCCAACAUUUUUUUACACUUUGGUUGACUGUGGUUGCCCCGAUGGCUGGCGUAAAGUUGAAGACUGCAGAUACGGUGACGUCGAAAGCGCAAAGAGUGCUCGCUGUGUCAAGUAAUUAAACAUAACAUAAGAAGAAGUCUUUGUCUUCAUUC
Seminavis robusta is the source of this 1995-nucleotide messenger RNA. Lineage: Eukaryota; Bacillariophyta; Bacillariophyceae; Naviculales; Naviculaceae. The record is from the annotation of a GenBank genome assembly.